UUCGGUGCUCACGAGUACUUACGCUAGUAGAGUGAAAAUUUGCGGCAGAAUAUGCAGCGAGCGUAGCUGAGCUAGGAAAAUUGUAUUACGAUUUAGUUCUAGAAAUGAAGUGCAGUGCUAUGAAGAAUUUAGCAAUUGUUCUCGUUGUAGCCCACGGGUUGGUGACAUUUGCGAGCGCAAAUUCGUGUUUCGUGUGCUCCACGCGCGACAACCCAAGAUGUCUCAUACCGGAGGCUAACUUGUUAAUGCGCGACUGCAACAUCCUCGCCAACAACAAUACUUGCUACAGCCGAAUCAUAAACCGUGAAGUUGAGCGAGGUUGCUUUUCGUCACUGACACGCGAGGAGUAUGUGGGUUGCAACAGUGAAACCAGCUGCGAGCUUUGCUACGACCCGCAAAACCAGGGCCGAUGCAACGGAGCGGUUUUUCCAGAGCACAGACUUCAUUGUCACCAGUGCACUGGCUCUGUCAACGGGACCUGUGGUCAGGAAAUCAUAUCGAUAGCCCAACUGUGCCGUUUGUACGUUCCGGAUGACGAAUGCUACGUGAGCGUUGUUGGUGAUCAGGUUGAGCGAGGAUGCCUAUCGGAGAGUGAUUACUGCCGGGUGGGACGUUCCUGUCAUAUCUGUGAUGGCAAUGGUUGCAAUUUUAAACACUACGAGGAUGGUGCAAUGAGCGUGGUCAUAUCACUCAAGACGUUGGUGAUGGCUCUGCUUGCCGCUGUGGCCUACGGAAGUUUCAGACAAUAACCAGAUCGGGUUCGAACAAGGUUAGGGGCAGUCGAAAAAAAUAUGAAUGAUGACUUUCAAAUUAGGAGGUAGUAAUUUAUCUUAUAUACAGUAUAGCAAAAAAACCUUCACAAUGUCGUGAAAAAACAUAAAUAUGUGGUAGGUACACAUGCACCACCUUCAUUCGAGACAAUUCCGUUGAUUUUUGCUCUGUCAUGCUCGAACUGGAAUGUUUAAUGUGUGCGACGAAAGUGUAAUCGGCUAGCCCGUUAACGAAAUAAAGGCUUACAGUACGAGCGGAGAGAUUCCGCAUUACUUGGAA
Toxorhynchites rutilus septentrionalis is the source of this 1050-nucleotide messenger RNA. RefSeq lists its product as uncharacterized. The transcript has 4 exons. The record is from RefSeq and is a predicted model, not a curated record. Lineage: Eukaryota; Metazoa; Arthropoda; Insecta; Diptera; Culicidae. The coding region runs from base 105 to 749 and encodes 214 amino acids.